CAAGCUUCGUCCAUUUCCUCGUCCUCGUCGCAUCUAGGUGGUGGUCAAGCUGAGUAUCCGAGUUUUGUUCGCCAUCUUGUUUAGAGUUGCGUGGUGUUGCUAAACGCCGAUAUUCGUCUUAGUUUUUCGGAUUUGCUACGUUUUAAAACAAAUAUUAGUGUUACAUUUUAGAUUAUCAGUUCUUAAGUUACUCCGAUAAUGAGUGACGACGGGCAUCACGGAAAGAGAAGCAGUCCCAAUGGGAGCGUUUCGGAUCAUAGUGAGGAGAAGAAAGCUGUAUACAGGUCUCGGUCCAAUGAGGGUGGAAGCCCUCCUCGCUCCAGAUCUCCCAGUAUCCACAAGCCAAGCAGCCGAAGAGGCAAAGGCUAUUCAAGAUCCAGGAGUCGCUCCCGCUCUUACCAUAAGUCAUACAAGGCCAGUGGCAAGUACAGAUCACGGUCUAGGUCUAAGGAGCGCAAAUACAAGUCCCGCUACUCUCACUCACGGUCCCGCUCUCGUUCCCGUUCUGGCUCCUACAGUCCUCACAGCCGCCGUAGGGAACGCUCACACUCUCGCAGUCCCAUGUCCAAUCGGCGCAGGCAUAAUGGCAACCGGAAUGGGUACUACAGCGCUGAAGAGAGAAAGCACGCUUAUUAUCAAGAACAGCAAAAUCGAGAGAACCCACAGCCCAGCAGAUGUUUGGGAGUGUUUGGCCUCAGCAUUUACACUACUGAACAGCAACUACAUCACAUAUUCUCCAAAUACGGUCCUGUCGAGAGGGUGCAGGUCGUCAUUGAUGCCAAGUCUGGAAGAUCAAGGGGCUUCUGUUUUGUGUAUUUUGAGAGCCAUGAGGAUGCUAAGGUGGCCAAGGACCAGUGUACCGGCAUGGAGAUAGACGGCAGACGUAUCAGAGUGGAUUAUUCCAUCACACAAAGAGCACACACUCCGACACCUGGCAUUUACAUGGGCAAACCUACCUUCAUUGAUGAUAGAGGUUGGGGCAGACAGAGAGAUUAUGGCUAUGGAGACUACUAUGGCGGUGGUGGCUACAGAAACAGCUACAGAAGAUCUCCCUCUCCAUACUAUAGUAGGCGGAGGAGCCGCUACGAAAGAUCCAGAUCACGCUCCUACUCUCCUCGUCGUUAUUAGACGAAGCACCCCGGGCUUGCAUCUCUACAACAUUAUUUAGAUUUAAGUUUGAUACCGUUGUGGCAAAACCCAUUUCAUUAUUUUUAUUCAUUUCUCCUCAAUUACGCCUAGAUUGUUAGUUUCCUGUUAUUUUCCUGACUUUGUGAUAAUGUUAAUCCUCUGUUGUUUUAUUCCUUUUACUGUGUAACCUUAAAAACCGGGUUUUGUCACAAUUUGCUUGUAAAAUACAAUAAUAAAUUUAAUUGUAUGGAAAAUUACUUAUUUCGUGUUAUUGAUUGCUUUCAUAAGUUGAGUUAGUCCACAAUUACUACUAUCUCUGUAGGAGAAGAAACAAUAAGUACUGUAGUAGUUAAGGUUAUAAGAGGGAACUUUGUAUAUAUAGUAAGUAUUUCCUUGUCAAUGAUACAAUUGAUAGUUUUUGUUCACUGAUAUUUGUUUUUUUACAUAUAGCUGUAUGAUUUGUCAGUCACAAUGUUAUGUAUACAGUGUGUUGGAAUUGAAAACCAGGAUUUUUUCACAUGUAUUGUUUGUCAUAUUAACGUUCUCUUAAUAAAGUAUUUGUGAUGCCAAGGGGCCUAUAAUAAGGAACUAUUUGAUUAAAAUUUAAAUAACACUUCUAAUAUUUGUUGUUUGCUUGUUUAUAAGGUUUUGAAGAUAAGGGGUAGCUUAAAUUGAGGAAGAAAAGAAAAUUUUAAAAAGCGGUCAAGCUUAAGCGAAAAUAAUCUCUCCGCGUAAGAGAAGAUUUGAGCAAGCAACCAAAGAAGAAAGAAAACAACGAUCAAGGCACAAGAGCAUUGACGUUGAAGAUUCUUUGGGAUAAUCAGUUAGGUUGAAAAGCUGCGAAUUGCAAUUCACUGAGGUAGAUCGUUAAAAUAGAGUGUUAUUUUGCUUUUUACGUACCUGUUAAAUAACUGAUGUUUUUGUUAUUUUGCUAUAUCAGCAGUUGGCACAUCCACAAUGCAGUUAUUAAAUCAAGACGUUUUAUAACAGCUAAAAUAUCCAUAUACACCAAACUAGAGAAAGAUGGAAGUCCAAUUUCAGCUACAUGAAUUUUUUUAAGUUUUUGAUCCGUUCAGUCAUUUUGAUUUGUUAAGUUGGGACAUUAAAGAAGUUUCUUGUGAUUAUAGUUUUUGUUUACAAUUAUUACAGUUAUUGGUUAAUUAAUUUUUUAAUAAUAGACUUAAAGGUUAUUUAAAACAAAAUGUGGAUCAAACUCAUUUACAUAUCAUCAUAGCAAUGUGUUAUUAUUUUUAGGUGCAAGUAGCUGAUUUGAAAAAUGUUUUCAAAUUAAUAAUUGGUUAUAUAAUUGAUUGUCAAAAAUAUAUAUUUUGAUAUAUUCAUCAAAAUUUUAAAUAUUAUGUAAUGUAACUUGGUUCCUAAUAUAUAUAUUUGUAAACAAGUAUAAUUGGAUUUAAAAAGUAGGUACUUUUUAAGUAUUGCAUUUUACUGAAAAAAUGUGUAUAUGUCUAUGUAAAUCUUUUAAUUAUAAAUUUUAAUUUUAAAAACAAUUUGGACCUCCUUCCAGUUGCAUUUACUCUGGAAUCUUGAUUUUGUUAUUAUGUAACAAACAACUAACUGCUGGAUGGGUGGUUUUGACCAUGCUGGAAUUUCAAUUUCUUUUAGUACUGAGAAAUGUUUAUUUUUAGUCAAAUAAACACUAAUGUACUGUA
Homalodisca vitripennis (glassy-winged sharpshooter) is the source of this 2798-nucleotide messenger RNA. Its product is annotated as transformer-2 protein homolog beta-like. The transcript is spliced from 9 exons. The coding region runs from base 199 to 1128 and encodes 309 amino acids. Gene Ontology annotation, molecular function: RNA binding. The record is from RefSeq and is a predicted model, not a curated record. Gene Ontology annotation, cellular component: spliceosomal complex. NCBI's taxonomy places the organism in Eukaryota, Metazoa, Arthropoda, Insecta, Hemiptera, Cicadellidae. Gene Ontology annotation, biological process: positive regulation of mRNA splicing, via spliceosome.